Messenger RNA from Fulvia fulva, 939 nucleotides. RefSeq lists its product as uncharacterized. Bases 1 to 939 code for a protein of 312 amino acids. NCBI's taxonomy places the organism in Eukaryota, Fungi, Ascomycota, Dothideomycetes, Mycosphaerellales, Mycosphaerellaceae. The record is from RefSeq and is a predicted model, not a curated record. The transcript has a single exon.
AUGAAGCGUAUGCCACUUGAGGACGAUGUCUUGACCUGCGUGAGCACUGAUUCGGUUAAUGAGCGUGCGGGUCCUGAUUACUUUGCCACAAUCUUGCACGGUACUGGAAUGGAAGAGGGUCCCUUCUCCGUCCGCGAAGUCACGAUCAAGUGGAAAGAUCCAGAUCGAGGCGAAGAGGAUCGGAGCACUCCAGCAAUCAAAUCCCGAAGAUUGGGUCCGAUGAGCGUGAUAGCUGUGCUCAGCUCUCUAGUAUCAGUGAGCCUACUGAUAUGGGCAGCCUUGAUACGCGACGGAGUCGCAGUCAUCGGCAUUAUAGCCAUGUCCUUCACUGCACCUCUUCUUUGUGCCGGCUCAAGAUACCAGCUCCAGUUUCCCCGUUGGUCUCCUGGAAAUGAGGCUGCGCCUGGGGACGUCGUAUUCAGAACUCGCGAUGGGGCAUUUACGGUUGUCCAUUGCGAUGUGGAUAUAGCUCGGCUUCUCUACUUCGCGCCUGAGGCACCAGAGUAUUCCAUGAACCUCUACACCAAUAGGCUAAGCGGUGGGGUAGUUGGAGGCUUGAUGCUCAUCGUUAGCAUAACCCUGUUUGGCAACUGUUCCUGGACCAUGCAGGCUGCACUCGCGGUGACCUAUGCCUUACUAAAUGUCGCUUAUUGGGUCUCAGCAAUCCUCCUAGAGCGACAUUCGUGGCGUUUCGACAAGCUGACGAUCACCAAAGAACAAGUGAUCAAGACAGAUAAAUCCACAGCAGCGCUGUGGUUCGCCAUACAUAAGUCGAGAAGUACCAACUGGGUGAAGGCAGGCCGUGCGAAUCCUGAUACGAGUGCCUGGAACCAAUGGCUGAAAGAUGCAGAGCAGCACACUUAUCAGCCGGCUGAAAUGUGGGAUCCGGCACGCGCAUUGCGGGACUUGUAUAGGAGCGAGCUGUCAAUGGUAUUCUAG